Molecule: messenger RNA, 192 nt
Organism: Gongylonema pulchrum
Lineage: Eukaryota; Metazoa; Nematoda; Chromadorea; Rhabditida; Gongylonematidae
Source: the annotation of a GenBank genome assembly
GAUGUCGACGAACAGGCCUCAUCCUCAGAAUCACGUAAACGACGUGUUUCGCUGGAAGAGUUGAUUGCUCGACGACGAGAAGCUAUCAUUGCGGCACAUCCGAUACACAUCGAUAUGGAGAUCACUUGUCAAGGUUUGGCUUCUCGAAACUUCUUUUCAUUUAUCCCUGGAGUGCGAAACUAUUCACCAUAG